Molecule: messenger RNA, 2269 nt
Organism: Microdochium trichocladiopsis
Lineage: Eukaryota; Fungi; Ascomycota; Sordariomycetes; Xylariales; Microdochiaceae
Exons: 4
Coding region: 121-2094 (657 amino acids)
Biological process (GO): DNA-templated transcription; regulation of DNA-templated transcription
Molecular function (GO): zinc ion binding; DNA-binding transcription factor activity, RNA polymerase II-specific; DNA binding
Source: RefSeq, a predicted model, not a curated record
CGUCCGCUCGUCCGCUCGUCCAUAUCCGCAGUUCGUAAACAGUCGACCACUGAUGGACGGUCUGACCCUCCCGGUAACGCAGGCACGCAGGCACGCCCUAGAUUGAAGGCGUGGAACGCCAUGAUUCCGCGAUUCCCAGCCACAGAGCCUGCCGCCCACCCCCCGCAGCCAGUGAAGCGCAUGCGGAGGGGGACACGCAGCUGUAGGGAAUGUCGCCAGCGCAAGAUCCGGUGCACUUUUGCACCCGGCGCACAAGUAUGUGGCCCCUGUAGCAUUCGCGGAACGACGUGCCUAGAGCAAGGGACGAGUGGUUCCUCUCCACUGAGCGAGGCCAGAGAACAACGAGGCCAGUCUCAACAUUGCCAACAAACUCGCCACGAAACCCACAAUGCCGAAAUGGAACUAGAAAGAGACGACGAAGACAGAUCAGCCGACCUGCGAGUGUUGUCCACAGGACUGAGCCAGCAGCCUCCAUUUUUGGCAGCCAUCAGCUUCAGCGAGCCGAGCGUAGCGGAGACAUCGACACCAAUGUCGGGACCACUUGGAAGUUCUGCCAGCAACACGCCGUUCUCGUCGGCGAGGGUUGAGAAUGGCCGUGAGCGCGCCGCCAGAGCCUGCAAAGUUCUACGGUCAAAUCUGCCGAGCUACGAUGACCUCCUCACUGUCCUCGAAGGUGGCGCGAAUUGGUGGAACAGCUUCCGCCGGAAAACACAGAUAAUCUCGCAGGCGCAUCCGAUCGAGUCGCUGACGGCGUUUGCCGCGCGUGCCUACACCAGCAGCACUCCUGCGGAGGUGGGCACCCUUGCUGUCGCGUACGCACGCAGCACCGGUUCAAACACUCGCCUCUACAGCCUCGUUGACGAUGUGAUACUGUCCGAUUUCAGACUCGCGGCGACGCUGGCGGGCCUCGAGUGUCUAGUUCUUGUUGCCAAAACAUAUACCGACAUCGGGCAGCCUCGACGGGCUUGGCUGACCUGGAGGAAAGGAAUGAUGAUGGCUCAGAUUAUGGGCAUAUACAGGCAGAGUCCUGAGAAAGCUACACCCUUUCAACGAAUAUGGUGGGCCAUAUAUCAUGGUGACCGUUUCACGAGCUUGCUCUUAGGAUUGCCUUCAGGCUUUAGCGACACAUUUUACGAAUCUGAAGUUCCGACCUUGCCAACAGCCACAGACGAUGAGAACGUGUGGGUUGGUCAGUUUGUACACCAAUGCGCCAUUGAAGCGGGAAAGGUCAUCGACAGAAACAUCCGCCAAGGCGCUUUUGUUGCCGAUACUCGAGUUCUGUCAGCGAGAGUUGCCAAGCUGAAAUCUCUAGCGCCCGAAGCAUGGUGGAAUCUACCCACACGCCUCCCAUCUGCCGGCCCGGAGCUUGACCAGCUGGUCGACCGACUACUUAUUCAGUUCUUCUUCUACCACAUCGAAAUGUACACACACCUCCCCAAUAUGGCGGCGAAUAAGGGAGGUCACCUGAGGAUGCCUGAUGUCGGCGGGCACAGUUGUGCACCGGCAGCGCGAGAACUGCUCCGCCGGUUCCUGCUUCUCCGGAGCCGGGUUCAUGGUGUCUAUUUGUUCGACUGCAAGACCUCCGACUUUGUUGGCUUCACUGCAGCUGUCGUUCUUCUCUUGGCUAACUCUGCGCAGCCCAGUCGUAGCUCGACAGAAGACGCGGGGUUGAUAGGGGAAGCGGUCACAGUUUUCCGGCAGUUGGAGGGUGCCAUGGGGUGUACCAUCGCUGGUCAAUGCCACAGAGCGUUGCAGGUGCUCUCAUCAUGGAGCAACGGGGGUCAACAGCACGACAGCACAGCAGAGGAGAGCAUCCAAAUUCCCUACUUUGGCAAAAUUGUGCGGAGGCCGUCGGCUAGGCCCGCUUCGAUAUCUUUGCCCGCUAGUGCCUACGAGUUCCUGGAAGCGGACCCGGAGCCUUGCAAUCUGGAGUUCCUUGCAUAUGGAUCUCCGGAGGUGGACCUCUUCAGCUCUACUGAACAGGAAGAAGCGAUGGACGGCUCAUCUACCUAUGGUGCAUCCUUCUGGAUGGACCCAGCAUUGUUGGAUAUUGGUCAGGAUUGGACUUUGUUCCCCAGCCCGCACGAAUUUUAAACCUUUCUGGCACAUCGCAUAGUGCAAGCAUACUCAUACGACCAGCUUUGCUUUUUGCAAUUUUCGAGAUUUUGUGGCCUUGACUUCGUUUGAUUCGUGAAGAUGCAAGUUACAACCACAAGAUCGUGACACAGAAAGGCUAGGGACAGAUACUUCAUGCUUAUUGAGAAAACCC